AUGGGCUCCCCAAUGAAAAUGAGUUUGAUUUUCAUUGCUUGCUCUCUUUUCUUCAAGGGAUAUCUAGCCGAAGUCAUAUGCGAGAACUUGCCGGAGAAUCUCUGCGCCUUCGGAAUCUCAUCCUCCGGCAAGAGAUGCGUGCUCGAAAACUACAAAAACGAGGCUUCCGGCAGCCUCGACUACACGUGUCAGACGUCGGAAAUCGUGGCCGAGACAUUCUCCGGCCACAUCGAGUCGGACAGCUGUGUGGCCGCCUGCGGCCUCGACCGGCGGCUUGUCGGAAUAUCCUCCGAUGCCCUCUUGUCGCCGGAGUUCACCGCCACCUUAUGCUCGCCGGCUUGCUACCAAAACUGCCCCAACAUUGUCGACCUCUACUUCAAUCUUGCAGCCGGCGAAGGAGUAUUUUUGCCAGCUCUUUGCAAAAAACAGAACUCCAGCCCAAGACGUGCGGCGUUGGAGCUUUUAAGCAGCGGCGGUGGUGGCACCCCUUUCACGGUGGAUGACGGCUUGGCCCCUUCUCCGGCGCCGGCCACGAUUUGCCAUUUGAGCCUGUUUAGCAGCAGCCCAGGUUGUUCUGGGCCCGCCAUUGAGUUGGGCUGUGCUUGUAAGGAUGAUUUGGCAGCGGCCCAUAAGCAUUGUGCUGAUACUUGGUUCAAGAUUAGAGGGAACAAGACAUGUGAAAUCUGCAAUUCCAUUGCCGAAAACGUUGCGGGCCCCACCAUCGACUUCGAUUUUGCACAAGAAGACAGUGAAUCGAGCAUCGAUGGAACAGAGGAAUCGGGACAGUCCAAUGCAGGGGUUCGAAGAUGCUUAAACGGGCACCGUUUAUUGAAUAUCUUGCUCGGUUGUCUCGUGUUUGCUUUCGCCAUAUCAUGGCUGCUCCACUUCAAUAUACCGUCGUAG
This is a messenger RNA of Striga hermonthica, 903 nucleotides long. The record is from the annotation of a GenBank genome assembly. NCBI's taxonomy places the organism in Eukaryota, Viridiplantae, Streptophyta, Magnoliopsida, Lamiales, Orobanchaceae.